GGGCAUACAGAUUCAAGAACACGAUCUGAAUCACGGGCGAGAAGAUGUCGGAAUCAAUGGAAGGAUCAGAUCAAAAGCCAGCUCGAACCGUGAAAAACUGGUGGGAAAAAGAGGCCGCCAGUCGCAGCGGAUUCAUGUCCUCAAGUCAAGCCAUGAGCGACUCAUUAGAGUCCCGAAACAUUGGGCAAAAGGAGCCACACCUAAGACGGUCUGGAGUUCCCCGUAGCUAUUUUCCUGUUUAUGACCAAAAAUUUCUAUCUUUUUCCCUCCUUGUUAGGAAUAUAGGUUGUCCAGAUCAACCUCGAGAUAUAUCGAGAAGGAUGAUUCCCGUGUCAAACACGCUUAAUGAUAUCCAGAGAAGGCUCCAGUCUCUAUCAGUGCAUUCUUGUUAUAAUCUAUUUCUGAGAUGUGUAUGUGUCAUUUCUUGUGGUGGCAACUGGGCAGACGCAGAAGAGACAGUUUUCCUUAAUGAAAUCGUAAAUGAGCUGCAGAAGCGAGCCAUCCUUACUUUAAGAUAUGAUCUAGUUACUGACACAAAGACGAGGAUUCGAGACCUAAAUACCUUGAAUGGUGUUUUUAUUCUGUUAUUUUCAAAAACAUACGCUUCAGCUGAAAGCAUGGAUAAACUCGUGACGCUCAUGGAAUACCAGAAAGAAAAUGGUGUCCUAAUUAUUCCCAUUUUUUUUAAAGUGACACCUUCACAACUUGAUAACUCAGUCCAGGCAAGGAGAGUUCAGAAAUGGAGGGAAAUAAUUAAUGAAUUAGCUCACAAUGAUGACUGUAAAUGGAUAGCGGGGAAUGAUUCUAUACUUCCCGAGGAGAUUGUUAGAUAUGCGUGCUUGAGAUUGUUUUCUGUCUCUUCCCAGAACGUGACUAGAAUGUACUCGUUGCUUAACAGCUUGAAACCCUCAGACAUGCAAAUGAUUGGGAUUUGGGGCAUGCCUGGCAUAGGUAAGACAACUGUUGCUAGAGAAGUUUUCAAAAGACUGGCUCCAGGUUAUAAUUCAUGCUACUUUCUACAAGACUUUCAUCUAAUGUAUCAAACAAAGGGGUUGAGUCACUUGCGGGAUGAUUUAUUCUCUAAACUAUUUGGGGAAGAAAAACUUGUUAUAGAUGCUUGUGAUACAAAACCAAGUUUCAUGAAGGAUAGGUUCCAGGGUAAGACGGUUCUUGUUGUUAUUGAUGAUGUGAGUAAUGCUAGAGAUUUAGAAGCUUUAGUUGGCGGAUAUGAUUGGUUUUCUCGUGGACAUUUAAUCAUCUUAACCUCUAGGAACAGACAAGUUCUUGUACAGUGUAAAGUCAACGAGUUAUAUGAGAUGCAGAAAUUAUCCGAAUAUGAAUCUUCUGAAACUUUUUCUCUGUCUCUCCCUGGACGAUAUGACUCCAUGCUGAAUUCAGAGUUGGUGAGGUACGCCAGUGGCAUUCCAUUGGUUCUCGGAGUUUUAGGUUCGUUUGCAACAAACCAGUGUACAUUCAGUGAAAAAGAACAACUGCAAAUGUUGCGCCAAAAUCCUCCAACCGAGAUUCUGGAGGCAUUCCGAAGAAGUUUUGACGGUCUGAAUGACAACGAGAAGAAUAUAUUUUUGGACCUUGCUUGUUUUUUCAGAGGGGAGAACAGAAAUCAUGUGAUUCAAAUACUUGAUGGCUGUGGUUACUUUACAGAUUUAGGAAUUUAUGGUCUCAUCGAUGAGUCCCUCAUUGACCCUUUAGAGAACAAGAUAGAAAUGUCUAACGUGUUCCAAGAUAUGGGUCGGUUUGUUGUUUGUGAAGAAAGCAAAGAGCCAGGAAAGCGUAGCAGAUUGUGGGAUGCUAAUGAAAUCGCUAACGUAUUGACAAGCAAUUCUGGAACUGAAGCAGUGGAGGGCAUAUUUCUGGACAUGUCUGACUUGACAUGUGAGUUAAGUCCCACUAUAUUUGAGAGGACCUAUAGACUUAGAUUGCUAAAGCUCCACUAUGCAACUUCUGAAAACCGUGGCACCAUUUGUCUGCCUAGAGGCCUAUACUCUUUGCCUGAUGAGCUACGGCUACUCCACUGGGAAAGUUACCCUCUGAGAUCCUUGCCGCGAAGCUUUAAUCCUAAAAACCUUGUGGAACUGAAUAUGCCUAAUAGUAAGAUGGAGAAGUUAUGGAAAAGGACUAAGAAACUGCCACAAGGUAUGAGUAACUUAAAAGCCAUGGUCACGCUUAAGCUUUCCGGGUGCUCAAAUCUGAAGAGCCUUCCAAAUCUUGAUGCCAUAUUUCUGAGAGGGACGCAACAUCUUAAUACAGAGAUAACAAUGGAAGUACCUAAGUCCUUGGUACAUCAUUCUUCUAUUCAUCAGUCAAGGUUGGAUCACUGUGAAACCCUUGAUAAGUUGAUUCCUGAUUUGUGUUUGAAAAACGCUGCCAUACAAAAAUCUUUAGCAGCAUCUGUAUAUCGACAAAUUGCCGGGAUACGGCAAGAAAACUGGCAAUGGUCCACUAUUAAACUGCAGCCCUUGUCAAUUUUUCACUUUUUGGCAUCAAGAUUGUACGCUCUAGUAUCUUUGUGCCUUUCUAACGCAUGCUUGGUGGAUUUACCAAAAGAGAUAUGUGGGCUUCCGUCAGUAAACAUACUGGAUCUUGGCGGAAACGGUUUCAGCAAAAUUCCUGAAAGCAUCAAGCUCCUCCCUAAACUACACAGCCUUAGAUUGCGCCAUUGCAAAAACCUCAAAUCCCUCCCAGAGCUUCCCCAAAGUCUAGUACUUUUGAAUGUGCACGGUUGCGUGUCUAUGAAGUCAGUUCCUUGGAGUUUCGAACGGCUUCAGUGCACAUUUAGUAAUUGCUUUAAUCUGUCUCCAGAAGUCUUCAGAAGAUUUUUAGCAAAAGCUCUGGGUAUUGUUAAAAAUAUGAACAGAGAGCAACACCAGAAACUCAUCACAGUAUCUGCAUUCAGCAUCUGUGCGCCUGCAUCUGUGGGUCUGAAAUCAUCAACUGAUGUGCUUGCAUCUGAAGGACUGAAAUCCUCUAUGCAAAAAGGUUCUUUUGUUGUGAUACAUCUAACUUCUUCCCUGAGAAAGACUUUCUUAGGCUUUGUUAUGUCAGUGGUAGUUUCAUUUCGCGAUAAUUACUACAAUGCUGCUGGUUUUAGCAUAAGGUGCACAUGCAUAAGGAAAAUGAAGAAUGGUCUCUCUCAUAGCCUAGAGAAAGUUUUUCAGUUUUGGGCUCCUAUGGAAGCUUCAAGGAUUAAAAAGGAUCACAUCUUUGUCUUCUAUGAUGCGAAAAUUCCUUCUGAUGCCAGGGAAGGGAAUAACCUUUACAUUUUUGAUGAACUAGUUGAAUUUGAAUUCCGUCCUGUCAAUAACCAGAACGAGGUUUUAGCUGAUAGUUGUGAAGUAAAGAAUUGUGGAGUCUAUGUGGUUACUGAUGCAAGCGGUGAUACAAGUCUAGUGAAGAAAAGAUUUUCUCCUACUAAAAGAGAGAGAAUUGGAAAGAGGCCACUUGCUUCAGCUAUGGAUCCAAGAGUUUUUUCUUCACAUCGGGAACCACUGCCGCGAUUUAAGAGAGAGUUGCCACCAAAUCUUCCCUACUUAGAUGCACAUGGUUGUAGCUCACUGAAGACAGUUGCAAAACCGCUGGCCCGUAUCAUGCCGACCGUGCAGAGCCAUUGCACUUUUAAUUUCACCAAUUGUGAUAACCUGGAGCAAGCUGCAAUGGAUGAAAUCACAUCGUUUGCUCAAAGUAAAUGCCAGUUUCUAUCAGAUGCUCGUAAACACUACAAUGAGGGUCUUAGUUCAGAGGCUUUGUUCACCACUCGCUUUCCUGGAUGUGAGGUGCCUUCGUGGUUUUGUCAUGAAGAAAGAGGAUCUCUGUUGCAACGAAAACUCCUCCCACAUUGGCAUGACAAGAGCCUUUCUUGGAUAGCUCUAUGUGCUGUAGUCUCAUUUUCUGCUGGCCAAAAUCAAAUCAGCAGGUUCUCGGUGGCAUGCACCUUUACGAUAAAAGUUCAAGAAAAGUCUUGGAUCCCCUUUACUUGCCAGGUAGGAAGUUGGGAGGGAGACAAGAAAGACAAGAUUGAGUCAGAUCAUGUUUUUAUAGCCUACAUUACUUGCCCACAUACGAUAAGGUGUCUCGAAGAUGAGAACUCUGAUAAAUGCAAUUUUACUGAAGCCUCUCUUGAGUUUAAUGUGACUGGUGGUACAAGUGAGAUAGGAAAAUUCACGGUGUUGAGGUGCGGUUUAAGUUUGGUGUAUGCAAAAGAUAACAACAAAAACAGUUCUCAUGAAGCAAAGUAUGAUAUGCCUGUUGAAAGAGAUACAUAUGUCAUUGGUGGAGCAUAUCUUUCUGGAGCAGUUGGUGUUCUUUUUGCUAUGUAAUGCUAAAGCAUCUGCUUCAGCCAAAAGACCCUUUUUGUUGUUUCUGGUUCAAGUUAAUUUCAUGGUCUUGUUUGGUUAUCAGUUCUUUGUAAGACUCUUUUUUACGGUUGAAUAAAUAAAUAUUUUUUCA
Molecule: messenger RNA, 4464 nt
Organism: Arabidopsis arenosa
Lineage: Eukaryota; Viridiplantae; Streptophyta; Magnoliopsida; Brassicales; Brassicaceae
Source: the annotation of a GenBank genome assembly